Aphanomyces invadans is the source of this 3974-nucleotide messenger RNA. RefSeq lists its product as hypothetical. NCBI's taxonomy places the organism in Eukaryota, Oomycota, Saprolegniomycetes, Saprolegniales, Verrucalvaceae. Gene Ontology annotation, biological process: carbohydrate metabolic process. Gene Ontology annotation, molecular function: hydrolase activity, hydrolyzing O-glycosyl compounds. The transcript is spliced from 11 exons. The record is from RefSeq and is a predicted model, not a curated record. The coding region runs from base 17 to 3877 and encodes 1286 amino acids.
GCAGGUGGAGCCGACGAUGCGGAUCCAUACCGCCGCAAUCGCCGCCACGGCGACCGUCGCAUCAAUGGUGACAGCGCUUACCCCCAAAGAAGAGUAUCUGAUCUUCGAGGAUGACUUCGACUCGGGCUUUGACUUGUCCGUGUGGAAACACGACAUCACGUUGGGCGGGAACGGCAACCGCGAGUUUGAGGUGUAUGUGAACAGCCGCAACAACUCGUACGUGAAAGAUGGCAAGCUUCACUUACGUGCGACGUUGACGGACGAAGCGUACGGUCGCGACAGCAUCGAGGGCGGCGUGAUGGAUCUCUGGGGAACGUCUCCGUACAGCUCAUGCAGCUCCCCUCAAUUUGCAGGAUGUCGCAAGGAAGCCAAUGGUUUCGAUAUUUUGCCGCCGGUGCAAAGCGCGCGCAUUCAGACGAUGGAGAGCUUUUCGUUCAAGUAUGGACGAGUAGAAGUUCGAACGAAAUUGCCGCGGGGCGACUGGCUCUGGCCAGGCAUUUGGAUGAUGGCCAAAGAUAACCGGUAUGGCCCGUGGCCGUCGUCUGGUGAGCUCGAUAUCAUGGAAUCGCGAGGGAAUGGCCCGGACUACAAGGAUGACAAGGGCGACCCAAUUGGGAACAAUCGAUUUUCUGCGUGUUUUCACUUUGGUCCGGCAUGGAACAAGGACGGGUACCCCGUCGCCGUGAACGACACGAAGGCGUUGCCAAACCACCGCAGUUAUGGUGACGAGUUCCACACAUUUGGGUUUUACUGGGACGAAGACGAAAUGUACGCCUACGUGGACAAGCCCGAAAACGUGGUCACUCGGGUCGCCGACUACGGCAAGAAAUCCUUUUGGGACAUUGGGCUCGAAUCCGGCGCGUGGAACGCCAGUGAUUCAUACAACAACUUCCAGGAAGGUCCAAUCAACGCGCCAUUCGACCAGGAAAUGUACUUGAUCAUGAACGUCGCGGUGGGCGGGACGUCGAUUGCCAAGGGUUUCCUUGAUUCAGGGUACUUUCCCGACGGACAAGGCAACAAGCCGUGGCACACCAACGAUUCGUUCCCGGCCGCCAACUUUUACCACCAAAAGGACAAAUGGUUUCCAUCGUGGACGACCAACGAAGACAUGACGACGACAACGUCUGGCCGCAGCAGCGAUUUCUCCGCAAUGCAAAUCGACAGCGUCAAGGUGUGGGGUAUUCGUGGCUUGACCACCUCAACGAAGUCCAAGAACGAGAUUCAUCGCUACGACGACAAGACGACUGCGACGACUACGAUGGACUGCUCGGCGACGUGCCCGCAUGCCAGCUCUGUCCCGACCUGUUUGGAACCAUCGACAUCGACGUGCUUUGCCACGACAUCUGCGUGUUUUCCUGGCACGACCCCGUGUGCCCUCCCUGCUGAGCGACUUGUGUUCCACGAUUCGUUUGACGAAGACCGAUUGGACUUGACCAAGUGGCAGCACGAGAUCACGAUGACGGGCGACCGAACGUCGUUCAUGCACAUGUCGACGGAAGAUCCGACAAAUUCCCACGUGAAGAACGGGCGACUUGUGAUCAAGCCGACGUUGAGCGCCCCAGUCGUCGGUUUUCUCGACAACAGCACGGUCGACUUGUGGGGCACAUCCCCGGCGAACCAGUGCACGUCCAACUACAAUUUUGGGUGUCUCCAGACGGGGAAUGCCGAGAAAAUUCUCCCGCCGAUCCGGUCCGCUAUGCUGCGCACGGAAAAGAGCUUUAGCUUCCGCUACGGACGUGUCGAAGUUCGUGCUAAAAUCCCCACGGGUCAAUGGCUCCGCCCGGUGUUUCGACUGCUCCCCAAAUUUGACAGCUACGGCGAGUGGCCUCAAAGUGGUGAAAUCGUCUUGUUCGAAGGACGUGACGAAGGCCGCGCCGUGGAAAGCCGAGUGCAUUUUGGCCCAUUCAACAUGUCGACUGGAUCAUCUCGGCAAGUGACCCCUCUUCCAGCUCCUGCCGCGACGAACGUUGGCAGCGAGCAAUCCGACGAUCGCGAUGCAUUUCACGUGUACGGACUGUUCUGGGACGAAUCGGACUUGUACAUGUACGUGGAUUCCCGGGACAACAUUGUGAGUCGCGUCGAAGGCUACGGCACCGCGUCGCUUUGGAAGUCGCAAUGGGGAGACAACGAGUCGUCCCCGUACCGUGAGCAGCGUGUGCAGGCCCCGUUCGACCAGCACUUUUACCUGAGUCUCGGGCUGCGUGUUGGCGGGAACGACGGGUUCUUUCCCGACAACAUAGGCAACAAGCCAUGGAAUGAUACGUCGACGCGCCACAAAGAGACGUUUGACAAGGCGCUGAAUGAAUGGAGCCCGACGUGGAAUGCCAAAGCGGACUCGUCAUCGCUAGAAAUCGACCAAGUGUCGGUGUGGGCAACGUCGACAGCGAGCAGUUGGACGUACCAUGGGGCGUUUGACCGGGAGCCGGAACCCGAGGCGGAGAAGCUGUUGUUUUCUGACAGCUUUGCCACGUUGGACAUGCGCCGCUGGAAGCCCGAGAUCACCAUGAACACGGGGGGCGAGUUUCAAAUGUACGUCAACCACCGACAAGUUGGAUUUGUCCGAAACAAGACGCUGCUGCUGCGACCAGCGCUCAGCUCCGAUAUUAUUGGGAACUGGUCGCUCUUUCAAGGAUACAUUGACAUGUGGGGCACCGACUUGCCUAGCAAGUGCACGGCGGCGGCCGCGUCCGGGUGCGGUCACUUGAACACUCCGCAGGACAUGGCGCCGCCGAUUCACAGUGCGUCGUUCCGCACCGCCGAAUCGUUUUCUUUCCGCUAUGGGCACGUCCAAAUCACAGCCACACUGCCCGCACAUGCCGACUACCUGCUCCCCCGCCUGCGCCUCAUUCCGUUGACGUCGGGCCAUGCGUGGUUGGACAUUGCUGUCACUCGUACGCUCCCGCAGCACCACAAGACAACGCAGACCGUGGCAACGGGGUAUUGCACAAAUGCCACGAGUUGUGAUGUCGCGUAUCAUGAGAUUGAGCCGCAUUCGACCCAUGUCUACGGUGUGAUUUGGGACGCCACCGAUGUGGUUGUGUACCUGGACACUCCAUCCCAUGUCGUGUGGCACCGUCCGACGCCGCCCAGCAUGCAUGAAGACAUGUUUUUGGUCGCGCAAGUCGGCGUCGGUGGCAUCAGCUCCCUCCCGCACUAUGCGUUUGGGACGUUCAACAACCAAGAUCCAAGUGCAGCCUUGCCCGUGCCGUGGAAUGCGUCGGCGCCGUACCCCCACACGCAAUUUUACCGCGCCAAGGAUCAGUGGUGGCCAUCAUGGGCGAACAAAACAUUGAACGAUGGGCACACGGUUGGGGAUCACUCAGCGCUGCAAGUUCACGCUGUCCAUGUGUGGUCGGUGCGAGGCACCAAGUGGCGGGCGCAUCGUGUCGUGGGCGAUCCAGACGUCGCGGCAUCGCUUGUUCAAGUCAAGUCCCCGACUGCCAAGCACGAGAAAGUCGUGGCAUUUACGGCGGCGUACACUGGAACAAUCCCAUUGCCAGAUCAUUCCCUCGUCGACAAACUGAAAGCGUCGCUGGCGGGCCUGUUUCCUGGCUCGCACCACACGUUGUACGGGCCAGUCGUGCGAGGCGGAAACGUCAUCACGGCAACAGUACAAUUUGAUCCGACGCCGUCGACAGCAAUCAAGGAAAACACUGCGGCCAGGGGAGAAUUCAAGCUCGAGGAAACCCAAGCGUUGGUGCAGCUUCACUCGCAAGGCCCAGACUCAACAGUCGACAUAUCGUCGCCGCGUCGUACGUGGCUGUGGGUCGUGGGAGGCGGUCUUGUCUUGGCCGGCGUCUUGCUGUUCGCGGUGUCGGUGGGGACCAAAAUCUUGCGUCGUCGAAUGUACACCUCGAUCCCAGAGCGAGUCUUGUAGACAUCACUUGCACCGGGUUGGACUACCUGUGCCUUCCCACUCGACGACUGUGUUUGCAUUGUAAAGAAUCCGAAUGACCAAAACUUGAUGUCAGGAA